Messenger RNA from Macrosiphum euphorbiae (potato aphid), 1875 nucleotides. Lineage: Eukaryota; Metazoa; Arthropoda; Insecta; Hemiptera; Aphididae. The record is from the annotation of a GenBank genome assembly.
AUGCCCGGUGGCCAGCCAGUGCAGCUGAUCGUCAUGGUGUUGGUGUAUUGUGGAACAACAUAUGGAGAUUGGGCCGAUUGUCCAACCCCUUGUCAAUGCAAGUGGAGUUCGGGGAAGAAGACAGCAUUGUGCAAAGAUGCCGAUUUUACAGAUAUACCUUUAUCGCUAGAUGCAGACAUGCAGGUACUUGAUCUGAGCUCCAAUAAUUUACGCCACUUACCGGAGGAUGCGUUUAAAAAAGUAGGAUUACUUAAUCUGCAGCGAGUAUUCCUACGCGGUUGUGGAAUACACAAUGUUCAUAAAGAUGCUUUCAGAGAAUUGAAAAUACUCGUAGAACUAGAUCUCAGUGAUAACUUGAUUGGUUCAUUGCACCAGGAGACAUUUCAGGGAAAUGAACGACUCCGCGUGCUAUAUUUGAAUGGAAAUCCAUUAACUGAAAUUAAAGAAGUUCAAUUUCCCGUCUUACAGCAUCUUCGAACCCUAGAAUUGCAACACUGUCAAAUUAAACGAAUACAUAGAGAUGCUUUCUUGCACUUGUCCUCGUUGGAGUCAUUAAAUUUAAACGGGAAUCUAUUAAAGUGGUUAUCAGAAACUGUCUUCUUGCCUAUAUCUAAACUGAAAACAUUAUCUUUGGAUGGAAACCCGUGGGUGUGCGAUUGCCAUUUAAGGAGUUUUCGAAACUGGUUUGUUUCGUCCAAUUUAUAUUCACAUCCGUUGUCGUGUAUUGAACCGAAUGUAUUGUCGGGUAGUCGGUGGGAGAACAUAAAACCACCAGAGUUUGCAUGUCCUCCAGUAGUCAAGAUUGACAGGAACAGUGUGUUAGAAGAUGCCGGUAAUAUUACUUUUACUUGUAAAGUGACUGGAGACCCUGAGCCAGAAGUGAGCUGGUAUUUCAAUGGACAUAAUAUAGAUAACUAUACCGAUCGAAUGGACGAAAAUCGUACGUGGCUAGAUAACAAUCGGAUGUGGAGUGCUCUACACAUAUUCAAUGUGUCAGAUGUAGUGGCUGGCGAAUUUACAUGUGAAGCUCGGAAUUCACGUGGACAAAUGUCAGCCAAUGUAUCCUUAGCUUUACCAGAAGUAGCAGUAGCUACGACAUUAAGCAAAUCUAAAUCUAUGUACUUGGUCAUAAUUUGUGUAGCCGCUAGCGCAACGGUCCUAUUGUUCGUGAUAGGCUUAACAUGUUGCGUAUGUCAAAUGAAGAAAUCAGGGGGCCGACGUGAUAGUAAGACUAAUUUUAAAGGAAGUACUAGUUUCAGCGAUGCGGACAAACGACUACUCGACGCAAGCAUAUCGACUACACAAGCUGGAAGCUGUGAAAUGCUUGGCGGCUCUUCUUGCCAGGACUUGGAGCUCAUUGAACAGUCAUUACAAAACAUCCCAUUGGCCUCCGUCUGCGACCAACAACCGGUUCACAUAACUAUUGAGAGUCAUGACCCUAACUCUAGCUUGUCACUGUACCCACCACCACCAGAAUUUUCCACUAGUAUUCUGCCAUCAGUCAGCGGUUUUGGAAAUAUAUUUAUUUCAGUAUCGGUGAGCCAAGAACCACCUGACCCUGAAUCUAGGUAUCCAGACUUACUUGACAUGAAGCACAGACAAAAACAAAGCGUCAGUGUUGGUACCAGCUCAACCCAUCAUAUUCCACCAGCUUCGUCAUACUACGCCACUAUGCCGAGGAAAAAGCGAAUAAUAGACCAUCAAUCCAUCAAAUCGGUUAUGCCACAUUAUGAUAACAUGGGUCCAAGAAUAACAGCAACGGGAAGUUGUACGAACUUGUCAUCUCUUUCCAAUAGUGGUGAAUCUUCUGAUGAUAUACCACCACCACCGCCACCCCCUUUAUGUACAGGACACACUGACUACGUGGCUCUAUAA